Scomber japonicus (chub mackerel) is the source of this 935-nucleotide messenger RNA. Its product is annotated as adenosine 5'-monophosphoramidase HINT3-like. The record is from RefSeq and is a predicted model, not a curated record. Bases 50 to 499 code for a protein of 149 amino acids. The transcript has 5 exons. Lineage: Eukaryota; Metazoa; Chordata; Actinopteri; Scombriformes; Scombridae. Gene Ontology annotation, molecular function: catalytic activity.
GCCCAGGUAGUAACAAGCUCUUGUAAUAGACACACUUAUUAAAACACUUAUGUCGAGUCACGACGCUUCUGAGACUGAAGACUGCCUUUUCUGUCAAAUAGCGAACAACCAGAGUGAUACAGAAAUCCUGCUGAGUGAUGGUGAACUGGUUUGCUUUCGUGACGUGAAGCCUGGUGCCACACAUCAUUACCUUGUUAUACCCAGGACGCACAUUGACAACUGCACAAUUCUCCAGAGGGACAACAUACCUUUAGUGGAGCGGAUGGAAGAUAUGGGAAGGAGGAUACUGGAGAAGCAUAAAGUGACCGACUUCAAAGAUGUCAGGAUGGGGUUUCAUCUGCCUCCUUUCACAUCUGUUCCGCAUCUUCACCUCCAUGCUUUGGCUCCAGCCAGCAAGAUGAACCUCAAGGCAGAGCUUCGCUAUGGGCCGCGGUCAUGCUGGUUCAUCACAGUAGACAAAGUGCUUUCUCAGUUGAGGACUCACAACAAGGUCAAAUGAGAAGAUACAAAGUGUCUGAAGGUGCUUGUUGGCUGUUAUCUGCCUCACUCAGUGCAAUUUUGACUUUACUUGGAAUUUUUGAUGGAAGCUGUAAAAGUACAACCUUCCAAAGAACUACUUGAAAUUAUUUAAACAUGCUUUAGGGUCCUGUCAAGUGUCGUGAUGUGUCAUCGGACCACCAAUGAGUUGAGAAUUACAGCACUCAGGAUACUUAUUUUUCAUUGGAAAUAUAAACUUUUAUGACUACCUGAUCACACAAAUCUGUAUAGUUUGAAAACCUCAUGAAAUGAAGCCAUCAAUAGGUACAUUUUAACUAUGUUAUAUCUAGUAUUCAUCAGGAAAGAUAAUUUGCACAUUUAUGCACAAAUCUCAUAAACCUGUUUACACGCAGGGAUAAUUUUUAUUGUAUUUGCACUUCUUUGUUUGUAUGUAUGAC